AUGGAGAGGACGCUGACGGCGCAGCCGGGACUCUUCCUCCAGAGCCAGCCGGGCGGCGGGCCCAAGGUGGCCAAGGCGCCUUUCUCCUCCAGCCUGGGCGGCCUGGUCCGCAGCAUCACCGCCCUCACCUCCAAGCACGAAGAAGAGAAAUUAAUCCAGCAGGAACUGAGUAGUUUGAAGGCAACCGUUUCUGCUCCUACUACGACACUGAAAAUGAUGAAGGAAUGUAUGCUGUUAGGAGAGUAUUCUUACCUCUUAGAUACAGAAAAGCCAGAGGACGUUAUAAAGAGGCUCUGUAAGUUACUUAUGAGUGACUCCAUUUCUUCAGAAACGAAAGCCUGGUUGAUUGCUGCAGUGACCAAGCUGACAGCUCAAGCACAGGCUUCUGAUACAGUGGAGAGAAUAAUGCAGGAGUUUACCAUAUCCUUGGAUACCUGCAUGAGACAGCACACAUUUGAAUUAAAGCAUUUGCGUGAGAAUGUAGAAGUUAUGAAGAGCUUGCUUCCAGUCAAUAAGAGCUGCGAAGACGUGGUGGUACAUGCUUCCUUAUCUUUUCUGGAUGAUUAUGUGGCUGAAGGACUCAGCCAGGGGGCAGAACCUUACAAACCUCACCACCAACGCCAGGAGGAAAAGCUUUCUCAGGAAAAAGUUCUCAACUUUGAGCCAUAUGGACUCUCCUUCUCUUCAUCUGGUUUCACUGGACCACAGUCUCCUGCUGGCAUUUCUCUUGGUUCAGAUAUAUCUGGAAAUAGUGCCGAGGCUGGGCUGAAAGAGACAAAUAACUUGAAGCUGGAUGGUGUGAAGAAGCUAUGGGGGAAAGAGGGCUAUCUGCCCCAGAAGGAGAGCGCAGCCCGGGAUGGAGCCGAAGCUCCGCCCCUUCCUCCAGAGGUCUGGGCUGCGGAGAACAUAGACAAGGCUGCAGCAAAAAGGUCUCAAGCUCAGGUCCUCGCCCCGUCUAAAGAAGAGAAGGAGAAGCAGCUGUUGGCAUCAUCGUUGUUUGUUGGGCUAGGAUCAGAAAGUAUCAUCAAUUUGCUAGGAAAACCAGACUUCAUCUCUCACAAGUUCAGAAGAAAAUCAAAAGUCAAGGCGGCCAAAAGUGGAGAAGCAGCCAGUACCCAUAAUCUGACUUGUUCUUCUCUUAAUUCUCUGUCACAAGCGGCCUAUGAAGAAAAUGAUUAUUUGACUGCUUUGCGGGAUGGAGAAGACGUAGAAUCAAAGGACCUCCCCCUCGGCCCAGAACUUUCGGAUUCAGAGUCUCUCUCAGAACUGCCUUUGGCUGAGAAAGUCUCCGAUUGCAGCCUGUCUGCACCUUCUUUGUUUGCUGAUAGCGACAUGGAAAUUUUUCAGCCCCCUUCAUUUGCUGUAGCUUCAUUGACCAGGGACAUCACCUCAGCCUCUUGUCUUUUGGAAGAAACUACUGGGGACAUGUGUUCAGGUCGCAUGGAGGUCUGUAGUGACGAAACUGUGUCUGUGUCUUCCUACAAACUCUGGAAAGACGAUUGUUUGCUGAUGGUCUGGUCAGUCACUAGUAAGAGUGGUUCCCAGUUGAAAGGUGCUGACUUAGACAUUUUUCCUGCACAAAAUUUCAAGAUCAGUGAGCAGUCUGGAUGCUGUUUGCCUGUAAUGGAAGCAGGAAGCACCAAAAAUUUUCAGUAUAGCCUGCAGAUGGAAAAGCCUUUUACAGAAGAGAAUCUCUCUGGUUUUGUCAAUUAUCAAAUGGUGGAUACUCAUUCUGUUCAGCUGGAAUUUUCUGUAAACUUAUCACUAUUAGAUUUCAUUAGGCCAUUAAAGAUCUCAACUGAAGACUUUGGUAAACUGUGGUUAUCCUUUGUGAAUGAUGUGAAGCAAAAUAUAAAAAUAUCAGAACCUCAAGCUGCUCUGCCUUCUGCCCUAAAAACGCUGCAGCAGAAACUGAGGCUUCAUGUUGUUGGCAUCCAAAGAAGUGAAGGGCUGUUGGCCUGUUGGCUGCUCCCAUCCACCUCCAGCCUGCUGCAUUACCGAGUUCAUGCUGAUGGAUUACCACUGUGGUUCAGGUCCUUCUGCCCUGCUCUUCCAGACUAUUUAUCGUAUCAGUGUCAAAAGGUGAUGAUGCUGGCUUUUCAGCCGCCUCCACUCCUGCUUGUCCCCAGGGUCCCCUCACCUGCUGCUGCUCUGACAGUGGAGAGGUCAGGCUCUCACUCUGCAGCGGGCACAGAGCAGCCUGUGGUGCAGACAGUGCCCGGUGCUUCCGUGUAUCCAGGGUCACUAAGGCGGGGUCAGGUUAGCAUAAUGGGGUCAGAUGCUCACAAUGUGUGGCAGCUGCCUGGAGGGGUCACGGCGUGUUCACGAGUGGCAGCAGUAACUGUCGUGAGACGUGCCUGGAGCACACAGCUGUCUAGUGGCAGGAGAUGUGCAUUGGUAUCAGGUCCAGGGCUGGGGGCACAAUUUUGGGUCAGCCACCGAGAACAUGACAUCGCUUUUGUUCUUUCUGAACCCACUAAUCAAAAGUAG
Molecule: messenger RNA, 2490 nt
Organism: Heterocephalus glaber (naked mole-rat)
Lineage: Eukaryota; Metazoa; Chordata; Mammalia; Rodentia; Bathyergidae
Source: RefSeq, a predicted model, not a curated record